Messenger RNA from Setaria italica (foxtail millet), 890 nucleotides. Its product is annotated as putative germin-like protein 12-4. Bases 90 to 764 code for a protein of 224 amino acids. The record is from RefSeq and is a predicted model, not a curated record. Gene Ontology annotation, molecular function: manganese ion binding. Gene Ontology annotation, cellular component: cell wall. NCBI's taxonomy places the organism in Eukaryota, Viridiplantae, Streptophyta, Magnoliopsida, Poales, Poaceae. The transcript has 2 exons.
AUGCCCAAAGCAGCAACAAGACAUACACAAUCGCAAGCAGCUGAAUAGUCUACUUCAGAGCUCAAACACAAAAGCUGAGACAAACUCAAAUGGCUGCCUCCUACUUUCUGCUCGCAGCUUUUCUAGCGAUGGUCACUUCUCAAGCCAUUGCUUCCGACCCUGGCCCGCUCCAGGACUUUUGUGUUGCCGACAUACACUCUCCUGUGAAGGUCAAUGGAUUUGUUUGCAAGGACCCCAUGGCCGUGAACGCAGAUGACUUCUUCAAAGCAGCCAACCUUGAUAAGCCUAUGGACACCAAGAAGAGCAAGGUUGGAUCCAAUGUCACUUUGAUCAAUGUCAUGCAGUUGCCUGGACUCAACACACUAGGCAUCUCAUUGGCCCGCAUUGACUAUGCGCCGUUAGGUCAGAAUCCACCACACACCCACCCACGUGCCACAGAGAUCCUCACCGUGCUCGAGGGGACCCUGUAUGUUGGAUUUGUCACCUCGAACCCAAACAAACUGUUUGCAAAGGUGCUCAACAAGGGUGAUGUGUUUGUAUUCCCACAAGGGCUCAUCCAUUUCCAAUUCAACCCUGUCUAUGACAAGCCAGCAGUUGCUAUUGCCGCGCUAAGUAGCCAGAACCCUGGGGCUAUUACCAUCGCAAAUGCGGUUUUUGGAUCAAAGCCACCGAUCUCAGAUGAUGUCUUGGCCAAGGCAUUCCAGGUGCAAAAGGGGACAAUUGAUUGGCUCCAAGCUCAAUUCUGGGAGAAUAACCACAACUAAAUAUAGUUAGUGUUUUGGCUUUGUUGUACUAAGUGUAUGCUUUGCAUGCGUUUUGCAUAUUGCUACAUGUUUUGAGUUUUAUAUGCUACGAUCAAUAAAAUAAAUGGUGAGUGCUUAUUACUUGCA